AUGGAACUAGUGUUUCCCGUGACAGGCCAUUCUUUCAUGCCGCCUGAUCGAGUUUUCGGCAAUAUUGAAAAAAGUAUCCGAAAAAUGGAGAUCAUCACUUCUCCAGAAGUGCACGUCGAUGUAAUUAGUCAACACUCUACAGUUACGAAACUACGAGAUAUACCCGUGCUUGACUGGAAAACUUCUAUUCACAGUAUCGUAAAAACACCGGCUCAAAUCCACUUCAAAAUUUCUCAGUGUAAAAGAUUUAUUAUUCGAAGAUCCAAAACUCAAGGAAGUGUGUUGGUACGUGGUGAAUUGUAUUACAAUUCUGACAUGGGACACCCCAAAAGUUUGUGUAAAGCAGGCAAAAAAGCUGAAGCUAUACGACCAACAAUAAUUCCUUCUGGCAUAGAAGUGAAUCCACUAAAGUUGCGAGAUGUCAGAAACCUUCUUCAAAAACACUAUGGUGACUCUUGGAAAGAUCUUGCACAUUUAAGAUAUUUCCACGCCGUGUUGAAUACUCGACAAAGAUGA
Parnassius apollo (apollo) is the source of this 516-nucleotide messenger RNA. The record is from the annotation of a GenBank genome assembly. NCBI's taxonomy places the organism in Eukaryota, Metazoa, Arthropoda, Insecta, Lepidoptera, Papilionidae.